CGCACCGAGCGCCUGGAGUUGGCGUCACGCAGUGGCCGAGCGGAGAGAAACAGCGCGCCCUCGGAGCGGGAAUGGGGCCGAGGAGCGGCCUCUGGUACCGGUACCGAGCAGCGCCGGCUCCCCGCCAUCCGACUUCACUGCGGAGCAGAUAACAGAGGAUCGGUGCGGGUCGGGCCGCUGGGGAGCGUUGAGGAAGAAGCAUGAAUGGAACUACUGUUGUAUUAAGAAAUUCGAAAGUUGCAAGCUGAAUCAUUCUAGACCAAGCAGAAUGUUGUAAAAGAAACAUGGCUGAGGAUUGUGUUGGAUCUACCUAUAGCGUGCUGUCAACAAUGCCUUCUGACUCAGAAAGUAGCAGCUCCCUCAGCAGUAUUGGUACAGGCACCUCUGGGAAGGCAGCUUCUCCUCCUCCAACACUCAUGGAUACCAGACAGAUGAGUGAGAAGCUAGAAGCCAUAGUGUACCAACUUCGACAAGUCACCCGUGAACGGGAUGAGUUACGCAAACAGCUAGCACUUUCUUCCCCUGGCUCUACGUUUGAUGAUUGCAGACCCAGCCCUAAGCCAAGCCAUGACUAUGAGAGACUGAAAAUGCAGUGCAUGAAAGCCAUGUCAGAUCUGCAGUCUCUGCAGAACCAGCACACAAAAACGCUGAAGAAAUGUGAGGAGGCAGUCAAAGAAGCAGAUUUUUAUCACACAUUACAUAGUCGCCUACGAAUUGAUCAGUCUCAACUCAAGGAAGAUAUGGAGGUCAUCAAGAGGGAGAACUCCCAGUUGUUACGGGAACACAAUCAUGCACAACAGACCUGUGAGGAACUGAAAAGACUCCAUGAGGAAGAUCAGAAGGAGAUCACUGACCUACGCAGUCAGCAACAACAAGUUAUGAGGGAAAAUGGCUCAUCUGAGAUUCUAAAUAAACUAUAUGAUACUGCCAUGGAUAAGUUAGAAGGCUUAAAGAAAGAUUACGACACACUGAGAAAACGGUACAACGAGAAGGUUGCCAACCAUAACACUGACCUCAGCCGUUUGGAGCGGGUAGAAGAGGAGAAUCGGCGUUUUCAGAAACAGAAUGAGAUGCUCAUGAAGCAAACAGAUGCUGCUGUUGUGGAGAAAACAUCUGUCCAGCAACAAUAUUUAUCCACACUGAAAAGGUAUGAUUCCAUACAGCACGAGUUAAGUAAAGCAACAGUACAGAACAAAGAGCUCCAGAGAGAAAUGGAACGAUUACAAACUGAGGUGACCAGAUACAAGACGUUACAGCUGAAAGCAGUGAAGGAUGCAGAGAAAUACAAGGAAGAAAGGGAUACAGUGCUAAAUGAAUAUCGACUAGUCAUGAGUGAAAGAGACCAGGUGCAUAAAGAGAUUGACAAACUGCAGACGGAACUGGAAUUGGCACAGGGUCAUCUAAAAAACACCUCAUCAGAGAGAAAAGUGGCUGGUGAAGAGCUUGAAGCUCUUAGACAGGAGCUUCAUUCUGCGUUGGUAGAGCGAGAUCAUGCUAUCUGUGAGAGGAAUGAACUGCUGGAGAAAUACUGCCAUGAAGUGAAGGACAAAGCAGAAGCUCAAAAGGAGCUUGAUCAGGCUUGUAAGGAUAUUGAGACUGUGAAAGAAGAGAGAGAUGUUGCUAGGAAGGAAAGAACAGAAGCUAUCAUCCAGAGAGAUCAGUUGCUGCGGGAGUACUACCAGGCUCGACAGUGUUUGAAUUUACAGAAACAAGACUCAGCCACGUUGGACAUGGAAAGGGCCGGUAAGGAAAUCGAGAUGCUGCGGAAGCAGUGUGAAGCCAUGUCCCAGGAACUAAAGGAAGGCAUACAGGAGGCAGAAGUGGCUAAACGUAGGCGAGACUGGGCAUUCCAAGAACGAGAUAAAAUAGUUGCAGAAAGAGAAAGCAUAAGAACUUUAUGUGAUAACUUACGACGGGAAAGAGACAGAGCUGUGAGUGAUCUGGCUGAAGCUCUUCGGGACCUUGAUGAUAUGAUGAAGCAAAAGAAUGAUGCCGUUCGCGAACUUAAGGAACUGAAGGAGAAAAUGGAAAACCAGUUGGAGAAAGAGGCACGGAUUCGGCAACUGAUGGCUCACAAUUCCCACGAUUCUGCUAUUGACACGGAUUCCCUUGAAUGGGAGACAGAAGUAGUUGAAUUUCCAAAAGAUAGGGAUGACAUGGAUUUGAAGGCAUUGGGCUUUGAUGUAGCUGGAGGAGCUGAAGAACCUUAUCUACCUGGAGACUCUGGCAUAUUUGUUAUUAAGGUUGACAAAGGAAGUAUUGCAGAUGGACGGUUAAGGGUGAAUGAUUGCUUGCUCAGGAUAAAUGAUGUAGAUCUUACCAACAAAGACAGAAAACAUGUUAUCAAAGCUGUACUGAAUGGCGGAGGGGUCAUUAAUGUGGUAGUUCGUAGAAGAAAAUCCUUGGGAGGUAGAGCUAUCACCCCAGUUCACAUUAGCCUUGUGGGGCACAAAGACAUUGGAAUCAGCUUGGAGACAGGAAUAUAUGUAGCUACAGUUUCCCCUGGCAGCUCUGCUGCUAGAGAAGGAUCCUUAACAGUGGGAGACAGACUCAUUACAAUAAAUGGUAUUGCACUAGAAAACAAGUCACUGACAGAAUGUGAAGCUUUGUUAAGAAACUGCAGGGAUUCUGUCAGUCUUUCACUGAUGAAGGUGGUUCCUCAGAGUUCAUCAUGGAGUGGGCAGAAUAUACUUGAAACACUAAAGGAGUCUGAGAAAUCUGGUAACUGUAGGGUUCAGGAGUCGGAGGUACAGGUUCCCAACACUCGAAACUUGAAACACAAUAGCUCAACACAGACAGACAUUUUCAUUACAGAUUCGAACAUACUUGACGACAAAAAUGACAGAGAUCACAAAGAUGGCUCUUAUUGUGAAAGCAAACAAUUUUCCAGCCGUUCUUUGCAGCCUAAUACAUACAGGACAGCUGAACACACUUGCUGCAACUAUUCAGAACUUAAAGUUGGUCCUCUCAGCUCGGAGAUCUAUGGGAUUGCGGAGCACGAGAAAAGGUGUUUCACCUUUGACCCAGCAGUUGCAGAUUGUGUGGUGGUAGAUACUGAUGCUGAAAAGGGGCACAGUCCUAAACAUAAUGGUGGCACCUGGCCAAAAACAAUGGUGGACGUUUCACCUGAACCUGGGAAACUCUCCAUAUUCAAAAUGCCAAAACAGAGGAAGCCUGUCUUCGAUCCAGAUACUUUCAAAAGGCCACAGACUCCUCCAAAAAUGGAUUAUCUCUCCCCAACACAAAAGCAAUCACAUUCUUCACAGUCCUCAAAGAGUGAAUCUGGCUCAACACCUCCCACACCUCCUAAGAGGAGUGAUUCAUUUAAAUUUAAACAUAAACAGCAAACUAGCUCUGCUUCAGAUACUGCAGCAACUAGUGGGUCACCUCCAUCAAGUCCUGCCGGGCCUCAAUCACCUGUUGCCCUUGGAGUAAAGCAGGACAACACACAAGAAGCUCAUGAUAGAAAUGCUGGCCAUUAUCAGCCAACACCAUUCUUAGAAGGGAGCGCUUUAAUACCUUCAAGGAUUUCCUCCGAAGAAGAAGGUAAUCAGCGAGUUGAGGAGGUAGAACCUGUGAACAGACGUCGACCAAAAUCUGCUCCUGCUUUAAGACCAAGCAAACUUGCUCCUUUGACUAUUUCUGGACUGUCCCCUCAGGAAAACGUUGAUCCUCAUUCGCACUAUGAGAGUCAUGCAUCUUGCUCCUCGGUUCCCAGAUACAAUACAAGUGAAGAACGUUUAUCUUUGGAGCCACAGGAAUGGCACCGUUACACACCAAAACGCUCACAGAGGCAAAGUGGUGGCUAUGCAUCAACAACCUAUAAUUGUCCAACAUCAGGCAGUGCACAGAGGAGCUUUGUGCCUUGUCCAGCAGUGACAGCAGUUCUGCGAAAUCCAAAUGUUCCUUUCUUCACUGUUCGCAGCCGCAUGGUCCACAGUGCCAACUAUCCCUCCAUGGCGAGUCAAAUGUGCUAUCCACAUCCACAACAUAGUAGCACAAGGAGCCAUUCACCAACCGAAAGCUAUAAUGGUUCUCCAAGGGCCCGGCACAGACCUCAGAGUGCGAUUUGCUUUCCAGAAUCCGUGCAUACCUUUGAUGGUUUUAGUCCACAGCAUCAUGCACAUCACAGCCUGGAUUUGACUGGCCCAGACCACAAACAUUCGAGUGAUUUGUCCAAGUCUUCCAGAAGUACAACACCACAUGGAACACAAUCUCUGCCAGCCAGUGCGCGUAUUGCUGGGUCAUCAAGCAGCCUGGCCUUUGCUCCCAGUAAAAGUGGACGGAUUCGAAUCCCUUCAAACACAAGGUAUCCUCGAUUGACAACAGGCUCUGACAGAGGUUCCGAGCGAAGCAGUCCCAGUUUGAUUACACCUCCACAAUCACCAAUGAACCUAGAGACAUCUUCAUUUGGCAGCAGCCAGUCACAGAGUUCAAUUUCUUCUCUAACUAAGAUCUCCAUCAGUCCUGUGUCAACAGGAGAAUACAGGAAAGACAGAUACCUUUUCCGUAAUAGGUCCUUUCUGAGAAUUCCUCUCACUCCUAGGCCUCGAUUUUCAUCACUACGGAGUCUGAGGCCCUACCUGCAUGAACCACGUCAUGUGACAGUACAAAAAGGAGCUGAGCCCCUUGGAAUCUCCAUUGUAAGUGGAGAAAAUGGAGGAAUUUUUGUUUCAAAGGUAAUUGGUGGAAGCAUCGCUCAUCAAGCAGGACUUGAAUACGGUGACCAAUUACUUGAGUACAACGGUAUUAAUUUGAGGAAUGCCACUGAGCAACAGGCUCGAUUAAUUAUUGGACAGACAGAGCCAUGCGAAACUAUCACCAUCUUGGCACAAUAUAACCCCCACAUGUAUCAGCUGGGUAACCACUCACGCUCCAGUUCUCGAUUGGAUCCGAUAAGUAAUCAUUCAACUCCCCACGACAGUGGAGCAACAACGCCUGACAAUCACUCGAUAAUCGAUGCUGUGAGUGAACAGGAUGAAGGGACGAUAACACCCCCGUCGAAGCAAACUACCCCAACGACUAGUCCACGAAACUCUAUUAGGAAGUCUAUUGAUUCAACCAAUCAAACUUUUGAGCCAAGAUUUCUAUUCCUGAAGAAGACACAGAUGGAACUGGGGAUCCAAAUUUGUGGAGGGAAUUUGUAUGGAGUGUUUGUGGCAAAGGUAGAAGAUGACAGUCCAGCUAAAGGCCCUGAUGGACUGGUACCUGGAGAUAAGUUACUGGAGUACAAUGGUAUGGAUAUGCGAAAUGUAACAGCAGAGCAGGCCUAUGUUGAAAUGCUGAAGCCCACAGAGUCGAUCUCUGUGAAGGCUCAGUAUAAGAUAGAGGAAUUCAACAAGAUCAGAGAUGAAGCAGGAGAUGGAUUCUAUAUCAGAGCACUUUAUGAUCGAGUUGCAGAAGUAGAACACGAUCUGAGUUUUAAGAAGGAUGAUAUUCUUUAUGUUGAUGACACUCUGCCACAAGGAAAUUUUGGUUACUGGAUGGCUUGGCAAUUGGAUGAAAAUGCUCAGAAACUUGAAAGAGGACAUAUCCCCAGCAAAUACAUGAUGGACCAGGAAUUCUGUAGAAGACAUAGUAUGUCCGAGGUCAAGGAUGAAAAUGGCUCUGUUAAGACUCUGUCAGCAGCGGCCAGAAGAUCAUUCUUUCGGCGAAAGCAAAAACAUAAACGGAAUAAUUCAAAAGAUGGAAAGGAGAUGUUGGCCCUUGACGCCAUAAGCACUGAUUCUAUCCCUUUGUUGGAAGAUUCUGGAAGUUUGGCAUAUCAAAGAGUGCAGAAAAUAGAAUGCACUUCCCCAAGACCUGUGCUUAUCCUGGGACCAUUAGUGGAUGUUGUAAAGGAUAUGCUCGUCAAAGAUUCUGCUGGAAAGUUCUGCAGAUGUCCAUUAGAGGUUAUGAAAGCUUCCCAGCAGGCCAUUGAACGAGGAGUAGCAGACUAUCUCUUCAUUGAUUACAAGAGGAGGAGUGGACAUUUUGAUGUCACAACUGUUGCCUCCAUUAAAGAAAUAACUGAGAAGGACUGCCACUGCUUGCUUGAUAUUGCACCACAUGCCAUUGAGCGUCUGCACCGAAUUCACAUCUACCCAAUUGUCAUAUUCAUACGGUACAAAAACCUAAAGCAAAUCAAAGAGCAAAAGGAUCCAAUCUUUCUGCGAGACAAAGGUACACAAAAAAAACAUUCCAAGGAACAGUUUGAGGCUGCUCAAAAGAUUGAACAGGAAUACAGCAAGUUUUUCACAGGUAUUGUCCAAGGAGGUAGCCUGCCUUACAUUUGCACUCAAAUCAUGACAAUUGUUGAUCAAGAACAAAGCAAAGUCCUCUGGAUCCCAGCUGGGACUCUCUAGGACCCCACUUGGGCAGCUCAUACUCACGUUGGUGUAGGAGUGUUUAAGCAGUCGAUCGCUUCAUUGAGUUUGGAUUAAGUCUGUCUGAAGAUUGCGGGUUACACAGAAUAGACAGCAUGCUGAAUGGAUUUCUGGAGAUCAGAAAAAGUCGUCAACUUGAGGGUGUUGGGUAAAUGCUGUUAAAUAAGUCCUGGCAUCUACUGUACUGCAAUAUAAAGAGAAACCCUUCAAAUUGGAUUUUUACAGGACUGAUUUUAAAAUAGAUAUUUUAUUCUGCCUUCUUGACCCUAUUCCCCUUCCCCAAUAAAAGUUGGAAAAGUGACGUUGCAACUAAAAAGACACGUUUACAAGUAAUGUUUCCUGACUAUUUGUUUUAAAUAUUUACUUGAAUGUUUUUAUCUUUUUGUUUUCUUACUCUUCAUAUUUUGGAUAAGGCGGCUCUUUUGAAUGAGGUUUGUGCAUGUGAAUGGGCGUGUUUACCUGGUUACAUGAUAGCGCCCUGAGAUUCGACUGGCAGGUUAAACUUUAUAAAAAUUGGUACAGUGUGAACUUGUAGUUGGGAAAAGGUAUUGUGACUGGUACUGUUUGGAGUGAGUUAUGAAAUGUUUGUGCACUCCCUCGAAGGGCAGACCACUACAUUUGUUUCUGUUUUUAUUGUCUGUCAAAUAUAUUUUUCUGCAUGGAUCUUGAUAUGUAAACAGCAUAAUGUAUCUGAUCAUAUUGUAUAAACUAAUACCUUAAUUGUUGGGCCUAAUAUUGUGUAGCAAGGGAGUAAUGAGCUAUUAGCUAGGCCUAGCAUGCUGAUAUGACACUUUCUAAAAGCUGUAAAUAUUGAAGAAACUCAUCUUGGUGCAAUUUUGCAAGUUAUGUUGAGCAUUUUUUUUAAAAAAAGAACAUUUCAGUGUGUGUAGCAGUCAAAUAGAUUUAUUUAACUUUAAGAAAAUAUUUCCCUUGGAUGAUUUGUCUAAGUAAAUGUAGUUAUAAGGCACAGUAAAUAAUUGUUAGUGUUGCCACUGUCUGGAAAGCAGUCAUUGAAUCUGCAUUGCUUAUGGAUGUUUCUUGUCAUAUAUUGUGCCAAAUUGUCAACAUUUGUAUCCUCUGUUUUCAUGUUGCACUUGUGAAUCCAUGUGUGCCUAACACAGGAUUGCUCUCGAUCCUCCAGUUCGUCUCCUGUUUUUAGGUAGUUCACUGCUGUACCUACCGUCUUCAAUGCAAAUGAAUCAUUAAAGAAACACGACUGUU
This is a messenger RNA of Pristis pectinata (smalltooth sawfish), 7586 nucleotides long. RefSeq names its product discs, large homolog 5a (Drosophila) (gene dlg5a). Bases 285 to 6344 code for a protein of 2019 amino acids. Gene Ontology annotation, molecular function: protein binding. The transcript has 36 exons. NCBI's taxonomy places the organism in Eukaryota, Metazoa, Chordata, Chondrichthyes, Rhinopristiformes, Pristidae. The record is from RefSeq and is a predicted model, not a curated record.